Messenger RNA from Lodderomyces oxycetoniae, 738 nucleotides. RefSeq lists its product as uncharacterized. The record is from RefSeq and is a predicted model, not a curated record. NCBI's taxonomy places the organism in Eukaryota, Fungi, Ascomycota, Pichiomycetes, Serinales, Debaryomycetaceae. The transcript has a single exon. Bases 1 to 738 code for a protein of 245 amino acids.
AUGAAUAAUGAGGAGAUCAUUUUCAUUAUAGACAAACUUGACUCCUCAAAUGAGGAUGAAAUCUUACGUGGUCUAAAUCUUUUAGAUAAAUAUCUAAUACGUUUAGUCACGGAGCUUGAAAUAUGUUCAAGUAAUGGUGGUGGUAAUUGUUUCUUGACUUGUGAGUUGGUUGAAAAUUUUGUUCAACUACAAAAUAAUCCUGCUUACAAUAUAGCAUCAUACUUGGUUAGGAUAUACGACUGUAAUUUAUCCGAUAGCAACCUUAUUCUACUCAAUAGGAUGCUUCAAGGGUGCUUGUUAUUGCACCAUUCGUCGAGAUCAAACUUCAACCAUGGUAGAAAUAUGAAGAGAAUUUUGACCAAACUCGAUGAACAUCGAGAUAUUCCAGCUAUAAUAUCGGUCAUAUCAACUUUGAUUCAUAUCUUACUCAAGAAUUAUGAGAAUUAUCGUAGUUUUGAAACCAAUGGUGGUUGUACAAAGUUAAUCCAACACUUGAAGUUGAAUUCAAUCGACGAGAUACCACAACAGAAACCAAAAAAUUCAACCAUGUCGCCAUCCUUAAUUUCGAACCAACAAAAAUUGAACUUUAAAAUAAUUGAGUUCUUAAUGCUCUACAUGAUAGAGGAAACAAACAAUAAAAAUGGGAAAUCAGUCGAAGAGAAGGCUCGGCUAUUUAAACAAGACUUUCCAGAAAUUGACUUAUUAGUUGAGAACUUGAAUGAAUUAAGCAAACUAUAA